AAAACAGCUUCAGCUGCAUUUUCAAUUAAAACGACGUUAACAAUACAGCCAUCAUUGUACUGCUGCUCAUAGGCUGCGGAUUGUUUCCCCUUCGCCAUUUUCAGCCGCCAGACGGCUCGCUGGUUUAAACAUGGACGCAGACUACUCGUCCGGUUUGGAAAACCCUCUGUACAGCGAGCUGAAAUACUUCUGUAGGAAGAUACAGGAGGCCUACAACGAGCUGAAGGAGGACCUGACACCUUACCGAGAUGAUCGCUUUUACAGAUUGGCCCCCAUGCGGCUCUACACCCUGUCCAAAAGACAUUUUGUCUUGGUCUUCGUGUUCUUUCUGAUCUGCUUUGGCCUCACAGUCUUUAUUGGGAUUGCAGGUCCUAGGAUUAUUUCUGAGCAAGAGCACAAUGGUGAUCAGUUACUUCUCAAAAACCUCUCAGUUAAGACUGGGCCUUUCAAUCUAGUUUCUCCUCCCCUCACCACCUACAACCAGCAGCUAUGGCUCACCUGUGUGAUACAGGCUGAACACAGCAAUAUGGGAGAUUUCCAGCAGCCUUUUGAGAUCAAUGUUGAGCUGAAGGGAGUGAUGCAAGACGCCAGUGUGAUUCACAUCCACACCGUGCACCAGAAAUCACGAACACUACACUGCGGGGCUAAAUGUGAUGAGAUCAUUGUGCUCCACCUUGGUUAUCUGAACUACACCCAGUACCAGGUCAUGGUCAGCUUCAAAGGCCUUGAAAAUAUCACGUAUGAAAUCAGGGUCAAGUUUGUGUGGAAAACGUACAACCCUUUCUUCUCGCAUGUGGAGAUCUGGUUCCGGUUUGUCUUUGUGGUGUUGACCUUUAUAGUGACGUGUCUGUUUGCACACUCACUGAGGAAGUUUUCUAUGAGGGAUUGGGGCAUAGAACAGAAGUGGAUGUCUAUCCUGCUCCCUUUGCUGCUACUCUACAAUGAUCCAUUUUUCCCGCUGUCAUUCCUGGUGAACAGCUGGUUUCCAGGGACGUUGGACACUUUCUUCCAGGCUCUGUUCCUGUGUGCCCUGCUGCUCUUCUGGCUCUGUGUUUAUCAUGGCAUCAGGGUUCAGGGGGAGAGGAAAUGUCUGACGUUCUACUUGCCUAAGAUGAUUAUUGUAGGUCUUCUGUGGCUCUCAGCCGUUACACUGGGCAUAUGGCAAACGGUCAAUGAACUCCAAGACCCUACGUAUCAGUAUAAAGUGGACAUAGUGAACUUUCAGGGCAUGAAGGUCUUCUUCCUGAUUGUAGUUUCCCUCUACAUCCUCUAUCUGAUCUUCCUGGUCGUCAGAGCUUGUUCUGAACUCAAGAGCAUGCCUUACUCAGAUCUCCGGCUCAGGUUUUUGACAGCGCUGACGUUUGUGGUCCUUGUUAUAAGCAUGGUCAUUCUCUACCUGAGGUUUGGUGCCAAGGCUCUACAAAACAAUUUUGUCGCUGAACUGUCUACUCAUUACCAAAACUCGGCUGAAUUUUUAUCAUUCUAUGGACUACUCAACUUUUACUUGUACACAUUGGCAUUUGUGUAUUCCCCCUCCAAAAAUGCACUUUAUGACUCCCAGUUGAAGGAUAACCCUGCUUUCUCCAUGCUAAAUGACUCUGAUGAUGAAGUAAUAUACGGAAAUGAUUAUGAAGACAUGCCUUUACAAAACGGACGCGCUAUCAAAGCAACUGCCAAGUACCAGGAUGAGACUGACAGCGACUGAUGAGAUCGCUGACUGACGUGCCGCUCCUCUUUUGUGUCCCCGUUGGAACCGAUGAGAAUACAAUACAACAAACGACUGUGUAAAUAAGGAGUACUUGCAUUGGUAAUACGGAAUGAUAUACUGUAAGUGUACAUAACUAUAUUUUUAAAAAAAGUUCCAUGUCCACUGAUUGUACUGUACUUUUACUUAAAGUUGGGGCAUGUAGCCACUUUUUCUUCAUUGUUUAUUCUAUUGAAAACAAAGAAAACUAACUGAUGUAAAACGAUAAAAAAAUGCCAACAGUUUGUAAACUCUUUUCCUCAUAACCAGCAGCAUUUCUUCACAACCUGAUAGUUAGAAAUGAUGGGGGAAAAGUGCUAUUAUUAAUUGGAUUUUUCUUUUCUGUAUAAAAUCAAUGUUAUUUUUUAAUGCUUUGCGUUGAACCACUGUUGUCUCGCUAUUGCACUGUGUUGUUUCUGCCAUUCCUUUCUGCUCUCUGACAGUCUGAGAAGAAUGAGAAUGCAUAUAUCUAGCCAAAGCUGAGUAACAUUAGACUCCUGUUGCAAAGUAAAGGAUGUUUAUGUAGCAGCAGCAGACUCAAAAAUGACGUGAGUGACGAACGGGGAAUUAAAGUGCCAUAGCAGUAUUGGCUGUUGACAAAUUCUCUUUUUCCUCAGACAUGUUUUUAAAAAUACAGAGCCUUAGCUGGAAUAAGUACAACUUCCCGUUUCCACUCUUUCUAGCUUUGUAAUUGCACUUGUUAAAGAAUUUAAUUUAUUUUGCUGAAAAGUGAUAUUUGAUACUGUAUUAUCUGACUGGAUGAAUGGCUUUUGAUGAAUUGUGUGGAUUUUACACAAUUCAAUGUAAAUGGACUACUGAUUUAUCAUGUUUUUGCCUUAUGUAGACCAUAUUAUUUUAAGUAAUCGUUUUUUCUUCCGUAACUUUCCUUAUAUUGCUUACAAUGUGAGACUUAUUUCCCUUUCCAUUGUUUUAUAAAACUGGAGUUGUGGACAAAAACAGCCAAAACAAAUGUGUUUCCAUUCUUUACAAAUAAUAUCAACAUGUAUUCUAAUCAAGAUGGUGCCUUGUCUUUACAUUUCUUCUAAAUGGGCUGUAGUCUCAAAAUUGUAAAUACUUUGACAUAAAUGUAAAGUUUUGAUUCAAGGUAUUUAAAUGAGGUUGUUGUGGGUACUGCUAACUUGUAAGUUUUUGCAAUUUGUGUUGCUUCAUGAGAAAAAAAAAGCUGUACAUGUUGCACUCUGUCAUGUCACAUGUAAAUAAAGCACCGUAUAUACAGCAUA
Cottoperca gobio is the source of this 2985-nucleotide messenger RNA. RefSeq names its product transmembrane protein 181 (gene tmem181). The transcript has 17 exons. NCBI's taxonomy places the organism in Eukaryota, Metazoa, Chordata, Actinopteri, Perciformes, Bovichtidae. The record is from RefSeq and is a predicted model, not a curated record. Bases 131 to 1705 code for a protein of 524 amino acids. Gene Ontology annotation, molecular function: toxic substance binding.